Molecule: messenger RNA, 1944 nt
Organism: Mesorhabditis belari
Lineage: Eukaryota; Metazoa; Nematoda; Chromadorea; Rhabditida; Rhabditidae
Source: the annotation of a GenBank genome assembly
AUGUCUUUACGCCAUCUUGCUGUGAAUCGACGUGGCGAUGAAGCCGACGACUCGGAUAGCUCGGAUUCGAUUUCCCCGGUCAGAGUUCCACAAAGAGCCUCGACAGUGUCACCAAGUACUCGUCAAAGUAGCUUUCGUCGCUUCGCAAGACGUCGCUCCGAUUUCAAUCUAUCGUCUGCAACGAGUGAGCGAAAAAAGGAAAAAGAACGAAGAAACAGUCAAGCUAGAUACAGUGUCGAGCGAAAACGUGGAAAUUUGCGAAAAACGAACAGUGAACCAAGUGUUGAACAUGCUGCACAAAUCGAUAUCGAAGCGAUUCGCCAACUCUUGCUCACGUUGCCGAAAUUUUCUGCAUCUAGCACAUUAAACCCUCUUUCAAAUCCUGUCUCAGAUGCAGAAGAGAUCAAUACGGAAAUUGAAGAGCUCAGAGACGCCGCGAAAAGUAUUCAAAGUUUGCAACGAGUUUUGAAAGGGAGUGGGAAAACAGCGAUUGAUAGAACUGGAAGUCAAUCGGAGAAUGAUUCAUCGACGGUGGCUGAGAGUGCGUCGGAAGGGAGAGUGUCGGGGAUAUCGACUAGAGGACAUCCUAGAGGAGUCAUGCAAUUCCUCUCAUCGAUUAGACAAGAUCGUUUGCCUGAUGGUAUUGAAAUGAGGAGAGGCUUCUCACGAAAAGGCAGCGCUCCUGAAGCUUUUCCAACGAUGGAUGUACUCAGACCGAUCAGGAAAGGAGACAAAUCACCCAGAUCUACUAGAAGACGUGCUGUGUGUGAAGAACUUUAUCCAGCUGGAGAUUUGCUUGAAAAGGGCUCAACCGCUCUAGCAGAAGUCAGUCGAUUCAGUCGACUAUUGGACAGUUUGAGAAUGGACGGACGAGGACAACAAGAAGAACGAGAAAAGACCGAAACUGAGCAUCCGUCGAUUUCUUGGAGCCCGUACUUGUUAGCCCCGCCAGACGGUGAGCAAAGCGAGCCAGGACUCAAUCCAGAGGAUUCUCUUAUGGAGGCCGAUCUCUUGCUUUGGAAGAAAAGGAGCCGAGCUUCUUUGCGCAGACACAACAGCAUGCGCACGCUGGCCGCUCGAGAGCUCUUUGACACCGAGAAAUCUUUCGUUGAGGGUUUAGAAUAUUUAGUACAAAAAUACAUGCGUCCCCUUCGCCGACCAUUGGAGAUCACGCUGAUCGAGGCGGGCCUAGUGGACAAGAUAUUCUAUAAAAUUCCCGAGAUUUUAGCACAUCAUCAGGUUUUAUUAUCUUCACUGUCGAAUCGAUUAGAAUCCUGGCAUGCCGAGUCGUCUGUGGGUGAUGUGCUUUUGGUUCAUUUUUCGAAACAAUCGAUGAUUGAAACGUACAUCUCCUUUGUCGACAAUUUCAAAUAUGCUAAAGCCGCCCUCGCACAAGCUCGACAAAAGCCGGCUUUCGAGAAAUAUUAUCAACGUUGCUGUCGGGAUCAUCGAAAUAAACUCGAUUUGGAUGCGUUGUUGAUCUCACCAAUUCAACGAGUGCCCCGAUACGAAUUGAUUUUGAAUCAACUCUUGAAGCACACCUCGAUUGAGCAUGCCGAUCACGAAAAGAUGCUGCGAGCGCAGCGACAUAUUCAUCAAUUGGCGGUAGCGAUCAAUCGACAGCAACAACAAAACGAGCAGGCUGAGCAACGAUUGAGAGAGAUUGAGGCGAUCGUUGAUGGACUUGAAGAUUUAGUAACCACUGGUCGAACUCUUCUUCGCUACGAUAUGGUGACGAUGAAAGGCAGGGAUGGUCAUCGACAAAGAUGCGUGUUCACAUGCAGCGAUCAGCUGAUUGUCACUUCGGUUCGGCGAAAAGAUCACCGGCUUGGUAGAAGGCCAAUUAUUCAAUCCUCUGAUUUUCUCGACUCAAAUCGUUUCAAGUUACUCAUCAAAAUCUCGCUAACUGAUGUGGAAAUCGGGAAAGUAAUCUUAAUCUCAAAG